This is a messenger RNA of Ipomoea nil (Japanese morning glory), 2052 nucleotides long. Its product is annotated as sister chromatid cohesion protein PDS5-like. The record is from RefSeq and is a predicted model, not a curated record. Gene Ontology annotation, biological process: DNA repair; mitotic sister chromatid cohesion. Lineage: Eukaryota; Viridiplantae; Streptophyta; Magnoliopsida; Solanales; Convolvulaceae. The coding region runs from base 353 to 1324 and encodes 323 amino acids. The transcript is spliced from 12 exons. Gene Ontology annotation, cellular component: chromatin; nucleus.
GCAGAAGAAUCCAGGCCGGAUUACACGGAUUCCAAACUCAACAUUGUACAACCACGCAAAAAUGAGCAGGAAUCCACACACAAACCGUUCGUUACGUUCUUUAUCAACUCCAAUUCAGCAUUUCUUUAUCCGCUUUGUCAACUCCAAUUCAGAAUUUCUUUAUCGGCUUUGUCAACUCCAAUUCAGCAUUUCUUUAUCCGCUUUGUCAACUCCAAUUCAGAAUUUCUUUAUCCGGAUUUACAUUUGCUGGAUUGGGUGUCUGUGGGUCCUCUUUUCGAGUGAAGUACAAUUUGGGUUCUUUAGUUCUAGGGUUUUCAGUCUUGAUUGAAGGGGAGAACUCUGUUUGCUGAGAAUGAUGGCUUCUCCUGCUGCUGCUGCACCUCUUCCAUCACAAAAGGAGCUUGAGGAGAUGCUCAUUGAGUCUGGAAUUGAGCUCUCUACACCUCCUUCAUCCACUGGCGAGCUUCUCAGCCUCCUUGAAAAAGCUGAAUCAGAACUGAAGAGCAUAGGGCAAGACCCUUCAGUGUCGAUGAGAAAUGUACUUGAGCCAAUUAAAAAAGCGCUGAUUGAAACGAAACUUCUGAGACAUUCUGAUAAAAUCAUUGAGGUUUCUGUUGCAUCUUGUAUCUGUGAAAUUAUAAGAAUAUCUGCACCCGUUCUACCCUAUGAUAAUAUAGAAAUGGAGGUCGUUUUCCAUCAGAUUAUAGCAUCCCUUGAAAAGUUAUAUUUCAUUGAUAGUAACUACUAUAGUAAGGCCCUGAGAGUUCUUGAAGCGGUUGCGAAGUACAGGUUGUGUGUGAUGCUAUUGGAUUUUGACUAUGUGUUAGCUGUUAACGUUUUCCAACUGUUUCUCAAAAUCAUCAGCUUCAACCAUACCAAUGCUGUGUUAAGAUACAUGGUAGACAUCAUGUCUCAGCUCAUAGAAGAAAGAGAUGAAGUCUCACUAGAUUUUCAAGUUUCCAUUCUUGAUAGCCUCAGAAAGGAAACUCUGGCUACUGCACCUUGUUCAUCGAUAUUGGGAAGCGAAGUCUUGGAAAAGUGUGCUGCCAAAUUGAAGCCUUGUCUUUUAGAAUUAAUGACAAAUAUGAACAUGAAUUUGGAUGAUUAUUCUAAAAUACUUGGCUCAAUAUUGCAUGAAGUUCCUGAGGGAGAAAAGAUGGUGGAAAAUGCUGGUUCUGUACCACCUGUAGAAGGAACAUCUGCUCUUCAACUUCCUCAGGUACCACUACUGGAUGCCACUCAAACAAUGAAUAACAAUAACAAUAACCUGGAACUUGGAAAUCUUGGAGCUCAUUGGACAUUAAUGCAACUUCAAUUGUGUUAACUUUGCCAGCUGUAACUGGAAAGGAGUCUGUGACUAAGCCUGAUGUGUUAGCCCCCAGCAGCACAAAAAGUCCUUGCAAAAGGGGCCAACCAAAGAAGAAUCAGACAGAUCUCACCGUGCAAAAGAGAUAUGAAGGGACUAGGUCUGCCCAGAGAAAACUUAAAGAAAAGGAUUCUAAAAAGCUUCAUACUAUUAAAGAUUACGGAAAAGAGUUGGUAGGGGCUAAAGUCAAAGUCUGGUGGCCCCGGGAUAGAAGGUUUUAUGAGGGAGUGAUUUCUUCUUUUAACCCUAAGACGGAAAAGCACAAGGUCAUAUACAUUGAUGAUGAUGUAGAAAUCUUGAAUCUCAGAUGUGAGCGCUGGGAAUUGCUUGAAGAGGUUCCAGUCAAAGAAGUGAGUUAAAUCCUACGUUGUACAUUAUCUAGUUAGCAAGCUAUGAUUUCUUGAAGAGGUUCCAGUCAAAGAAGGGCGUGUAACUGACUGACUUUGCUUUCUGAUUGAGUAAAGAGGAAGAGGAAGGGAGAUAAGGACGCCGUCGUUUUACUUUUUUUAAAAAAUCAUUUUUAAUUGCCGUUAGUUACGUAAACAUAUGUUCAUAAUUUUAUAAUUUCACAUUCUGAAUGUAUAGUUAUGAAGUUAUGGAUGUGUAGUUAUGCAAUUCUGAAUGUAUAGUUAUGAAGUUAUGGAUGUGUAGUUAUGCAAUUCUGAAUGUAUAGUUAUGAAGUUAUG